AUGGUUCAAUUAUCUGAACCAUUAGACAGUACACUCAAAUGGGAUUAUUAUCAAAAUGAUGAUACACGACUGAUUUUUCAAUGGCAUAUUACAUUACCAAUUGGUUAUAGCGGUAUACUUGCAUUUUCAAAUUAUGAUUUAGAUACAAAUCGAGCAGAUGUUAUUAUAUUUGGCAAAAACGAAAAAUUGUAUAAUGCAUAUACGAAUGACAGAAGUUUAUUAUUUUUACCAGAUGAUAGUAGUAAAUUAGAUUAUAAGGUAGUCAAUAGUGUUAGUACUGAAAAUGGAAAGAAAAAGAAAUAUACAAUACAAUUUAUUCGACCAUUGAAUACAUGCGAUGAACAAGAGCGAAAUUAUAUUAUUGAUCGUAGUACUGUACAUUUAUUGACAGGAUUAAUGACAUCGGAUGAUUUUAAAAAAACGACACAAAAUAAAUUAAUAGAAUUUAAUGUUGAACGUAUGAAAUUAACAUUACAACGUGUUCAAUUACUUAAAAGUCAAGCUAGUUUUACACCAGUACCAAAUGAUGAACCACAUGUUGAGUUUUUAAAUCGAGAUGUUCUUAUUCCUGAUGUUGAAACAACAUAUUGGUGUACAAGAUUUGAAUUACCACAAAAUAUUAUGGCUGAAAAACAUCAUAUAAUUCGUUUUGAUGGUAUUGUUUCACCACAGAGUGAAGGUGUUGUACAUCAUAUGGAAUUAUUUCAUUGUGAUGUUGACGUAAAGAUGAAAAUUCCAGAAUUUAAUGGAGUUUGUACAAGUGAACAAAAACCAAUGGGUUUAACACCAUGCCGUCGUGUUAUUGGUGCAUGGGCAAUGGGUGCAACAAAUUUUACUUAUCCAGAAGUAACAGGUGGAGUAGUUGGUGGUCCAAAAACAUCACGUUUUCUUGUUCUUGAAGUACAUUUUAAUAAUCCAUAUUUAAAAAAAGGUAUUAUUGAUCAAUCUGGUAUACGAAUUUAUUAUACGAAAGAUUUACGAGAACAUGAAGCUGGCAUUAUGGAAGUUGGACUUGAAUAUAAUCCAAAAAAUUCAAUUCCACCAGGAUCAUCAUCAUUUCGUAUAUCUGGUUAUUGUGCUGGUGAAUGUACACAUGCCUCUUUAUCACCAGAAGGUAUAACAGUAUUCGCAUCACAAUUACAUACGCAUCUUACUGGUGUCGAAGUAUUUACACGUAUUAUUAGAAAAAAUGGCAAAAUUGUUACAUUAAAUGUUGAUCGACAUUAUAGUCCACAUUUUCAAGAAAUUCGUCUUUUACCUGAACCAAUUCAAAUUUAUCGUGGUGAUACUAUUUUACAUACAUGUAUUUAUAAUACCAAAGAUCGAAAAGAUAUGACAUUUGGUGGAUAUGGUAUUAGUGAUGAAAUGUGUGUUAAUUAUAUGCAUUAUUAUCCAAGAAGUAAACUUGAAUUAUGUAAAACAAGUGUAGAAGAUGAUGAACUCGAUCGAUUUUUUGAAACAAUGAACGAAUAUGAUCGUUCAAACACAAGUAACAAUCAAACAAUUUUUCAAAAUUUUCGAUCAAUACGUUGGACUCCAUUAACUACAGCUGUUCUUCAAACAUUUUAUGAAAUAGCACCAAUACAUUUAUCAUGUAAUGGUUCUGAUGGAAACUACUCACCAAAUUUUAAUUGGAAGCGUGAAUAUCGACCUCAAGAACCUAAACAACGUGUUGUACCAUAUGAUACGUCUUCAGAAUGCAAAUAA
This is a messenger RNA of Adineta steineri, 1707 nucleotides long. The record is from the annotation of a GenBank genome assembly. NCBI's taxonomy places the organism in Eukaryota, Metazoa, Rotifera, Eurotatoria, Adinetida, Adinetidae.